Ceratotherium simum simum (southern white rhinoceros) is the source of this 2075-nucleotide messenger RNA. It is a transcript of the gene EPHX3, whose product is annotated as epoxide hydrolase 3. NCBI's taxonomy places the organism in Eukaryota, Metazoa, Chordata, Mammalia, Perissodactyla, Rhinocerotidae. The record is from RefSeq and is a predicted model, not a curated record. Gene Ontology annotation, molecular function: catalytic activity.
GCCCCCAGCCCUCAACACGCUCCUAGGCCAAGUCAGGUCCAUCUUUCCGGCUCCUGGGCCGCACCUACUCUGCAUGGCCCCGCCCCUCGCCCCAGACCCCGCCCGUUUCUCACAGGGCGCCUCCUCUCUCCUGUAUAAGCAGGACCGGUUCUCCCUCUAGACCUUAGACCCCACCACCUGCUGUAGGGGUCCUCCUAGACCCUGCCCCUUCUUAAGCCCCGCCCGAGCCCUCCUAGGCCCCGCCCACAGCUUCUACCCCUCGCACCUCUUCUCCCCAAGGCCCCCUUCCAGCCACCGAAGCCUGGUCCUCGCAGGCUCCACCUCGGCACCCGGGCCUAGCUCCCUAUUCGCCGUCGCGCCCGAGUUUCACCUGGCACUUAGGUGAGUCGUGCGCGGUGGCGGUGUCGGUCUGAUUCGCCCGCCUCUUCUCUCGGCGCUUUCCGCAGGCCCGGCGGCACGGAGGGGCCCCAGACCAAAGGCGGUGGGCUCCCUAGCCCGGAUCCCGCCUCGCCACCGCAGCCUGCGUCCCCCGCCCAAGCCCGUGACGACAGCUCCGAGAUCGGCCCGGGUCGCGGCGACAUGCCGGAGCUGGUGGUGACGGCGCUGCUGGCGCCGUCGCGCCUCACUCUGAAGCUACUACGCGCCUUCAUGUGGAGCCUCGUGUUCUCGGCGGCGCUGGUGGCCGCCGCCGUCUAUGGCUGCAUAGCGCUCACGCACGUGCUGUGCCGGCCCCGGCGUGGCUGCUGCGGCCGCCCCCGGCGCACCCCACCCGCCUGCUUGAGCGACCCCACGCUGGGCGAGCAUUGCUUCCUGACCCUCAGGAGCUCGGGCCUGCGCCUGCACUUCGUCUCCGCUGGACGCGGCAACGGGCCCCUCAUGCUGUUUCUGCACGGUUUCCCUGAGAACUGGUUCUCCUGGCGUUACCAGCUCCAGGAGUUCCAGAGCCGCUGCCAUGUGGUGGCUGUGGAUCUGCGGGGAUACGGCUCUUCGGAUGCACCGAGGGAUGUGGACUGUUACACCAUCGACCUGCUGAUGGCAGACGUCCAAGAUGUCAUUCUGGGCCUGGGUUACUCCAAGUGCGUCCUCGUGGCCCAUGACUGGGGUGCGCUCCUAGCCUGGAAUUUCUCCAUCUACUACCCAUCCUUGGUCGAGCGGAUGGUAGUGGUCAGUGCUGCCCCCAUGUCGGUGUACCAAGACUACUCUAUGCACCACAUCGGCCAAUUCUUCCGUUCCAACUACAUGUUCCUGUUCCAGCUUCCCUGGCUGCCCGAGAAGUUGCUGUCCAUGUCUGACUUCCAGAUCCUGAAGACCACCCUCACCCACCACAAGAGGGGCAUCCCACACUUGACCCCCAAUGAGCUUGAGGCCUUCCUUUAUGACUUCUCACAGCCCGGUGGUCUCACUGGGCCCCUCAACUACUACCGAAACCUCUUCAGGAACUUCCCCCUGGAGCCCCAGGAGCUGGCCACACCCACACUGCUGCUGUGGGGGGAGAAGGACCCCUACUUUGAGCAGGGGCUGGUGGGGGCCAUCAGCAGCCACUUUGUGCCAGGCCGGCUGGAGGCCCACAUCUUUCCAGGCGCAGGGCACUGGAUCCCACAGAGCCACCCCAAGGAAAUGCACCAGUGCAUGUGGGCCUUCUUGCAAGACCUGCUGGACUAGUGGCCCUCGCUCACUGGCCUGCAUGCACCUGGGAGUCCGUAUGACAUACAUACACAGGUGGACUCCCGGACUGCACACAGUGCAUCUGUGGGUGCCCUCAGGCACACCAACCCAUAUGCUCACACACAGGCGUGAGUGUGUGCACGUGUGAGCAAGCACUUUGAGCCCAGGCAACCAGGUACGCAUCUCCUCUGUGGAGCCAGGUGCUCAGUAUCCAACCUCUCCCUCCCUGGGGCACCACUCUUCUGGUCAAAGUCGGCCACCAGAGCUGCAUAAACCAUAAACUUUGACCUUCCUGUCCCUGGCUUCCACCUCCAGCCUGGGUCUUCAGCUAAAUGCUGCUCUGUCCAAUAUGGUACUGGUAGCUCCAUCUGGCUACUUCAAUUUAAAUGCACAUUAAUUAAAAUUAAAUA